UGGUGAAUCAAUUUAUUUUUAGGAUUAGUGAAAUCAUCUCCAUCCCACCAAAUUCUCCAUUAUUUACUCUAACUUCUUCCUACUAUAAUCUGUCACUUUUUUUCAUUAGAAAUCAAAUCCUUUAUAAAUUCAUAUAUCCAAAGAACACUUUCUAUUAGUUCAUGCUCUGUUUUGGCUCAUUAGCCAUGGCAGCAACACUUGCAGAAACAUUGAGCCCCAUCAAAAUCUACAAUCCAAAACCAACAAAAGUUUGCUUUUCAUAUGCAGCCUACGCUAAAAAUGUCAUACAACACCUCAAAUCAUCCAAUCUAAUCGUUGAAAAAGGACUUUCCGACGUUGAAUUUUCCACCAUUGAAUCUAAUUUCAGUUUUACUUUCCCACCUGAUCUCCGUUCUAUUCUUCAAGAAGGUCUACCCAUUGGCCCUGGAUUUCCCAAUUGGCGAUGCUCAUCUCAACAGCAAUUAGAGAUCAUCAAGAAUUUGCCCAUUUUGAGUUUGUGUAAACAAGUGAAGAAACGCAAUUUUUGGGUUGAAUUUUGGGGGAAUAGGCCAAUUGAUAAUGAUCAAGCUGUGGAUACGGCAAAUGGGUUCUUAAAAAAUGCCCCUGUUCUCGUUCCGAUUUAUCAGCAUUUUUAUAUUCCGUGUACGCCCUGUUUGGCUGGGAAUCCUGUGUUUUACGUUCACGAUGGACAGGUCAAAUUAUGGUGUUUUGAUAUCUCUGGGUUUUUUCAACAAGUAGAAUUUCAGAGAAACGAGAUGAUUCUAAGAAGACCCAGUUUGUUUAACUUGCUGAAUGCACCGUCAUGGGCGGCGACGGAAGCGAGGAAGAUUGACUUCUGGACGAAAAUGGCGGAGAUGGGUCAAAUGGCAGCGGCAGUUGGCGGUGGAAAGCACCGGCGGUGGUGGAGUGAGGAUCUAGAAGGGUAUUUAGAGGAUGUGUUUUUGAGGUUGACGGAAGCAGGAUGGAAAGAAGAGGAUGUCAGAGAGAUGAUGAUGAUGAAUGAUUCUGGCGACGGUGAUUCCGGUGACCGGAGUAGAUGCAGCGAUGCCGGCGUAUUUGACAACAAGAAAGAGGUGGAAUCGCACGUGAGUUUGUUAUCGAAGAGGUUAUUACGUGCGGGGUGGAGUACGGAAGAUGUGGUGGACACUCUAGGAUCUUCUGAGGAAAUUUUUAUGGAAGAAGAUUCUUGCAUUGAUUUUUAUCACAAAAAGGAUAUUUGCGUUAAUCAAAUAUUAGUAUAG
Messenger RNA from Solanum stenotomum, 1241 nucleotides. RefSeq lists its product as uncharacterized. The transcript has a single exon. The coding region runs from base 162 to 1241 and encodes 359 amino acids. The record is from RefSeq and is a predicted model, not a curated record. Lineage: Eukaryota; Viridiplantae; Streptophyta; Magnoliopsida; Solanales; Solanaceae.